This is a messenger RNA of Cololabis saira (Pacific saury), 942 nucleotides long. RefSeq names its product olfactory receptor 51I2-like. The record is from RefSeq and is a predicted model, not a curated record. Bases 1 to 942 code for a protein of 313 amino acids. The transcript has a single exon. Gene Ontology annotation, cellular component: membrane. Gene Ontology annotation, biological process: G protein-coupled receptor signaling pathway. Lineage: Eukaryota; Metazoa; Chordata; Actinopteri; Beloniformes; Belonidae. Gene Ontology annotation, molecular function: G protein-coupled receptor activity; olfactory receptor activity.
AUGAGGAGCAACAGCAGCAUACAUUUUUACUUUCACUUGGCAUUAUUUGCAGAUUUUGGGAAUGUUAGAUAUCUUUUCUUCACUCUGUCCCUGCUGCUUUACAUGACAAUAAUCUGUGCUAAUGUUGUCAUUAUUGUGACAGUCUGUCUGGAGAAAUCCCUGCAUGAGCCCAUGUAUGUCUUCAUCUCCUGCCUGUCUUUUAACUCUCUGUACGGCUCGGCCGGCUUCUUCCCUAGGUUUCUGAUAGACAUUCUGUCUGAGACUCAUCUGAUAUCACAUUUAUCUUGUUUCAUCCAGGUGUUUGUUUUAUACAUGUAUGCAUUAUGUGAAAUUACGAUUCUCUGCAUUAUGGCCUAUGACAGAUUUGUAGCCAUAUGUCAGCCUUUACACUAUCGCAGUAAGAUGACAUUUAGGAUGGUGCUACGUCUCGUAGUUUUGGCAGAGCUCUACCCAGCAUGUGUAUGUUGCUUCUGCAUUUCCCUCACCAUUCGUUUGCCUUUGUGUGGUAAUAAAUUACACAGGCUUUUCUGCACUAACUGGCCUGUGGUUCAGCUCUCCUGCGUGGACACAACUGUAAACAACAUAGUAGGACUGAUAGCCGUUGUUGCAACCAUCUUUCUCCCCCUGAUAUUUGUCCUCUACACCUACUUACGUAUUCUGUCUGUUUCCAGAAGAAGCUCAAGAGACAUCAGGAAGAAGGCUUUGCAAACAUGCCUGCCCCACAUUGUGACUUUUGUGAACUAUUCUUUGUCUUUUGUUGGCGAGCUGUUACUGAAUCGUUUGAGAGAUGAUGAAAUUAAUCCCUUUGUCAUUGUUGUUUUAUCUCUGGAGUUUCUGAUCAUUCCCCCCAUCAUUAACCCUCUCGUUUAUGGACUCAAACUGCCUCAGAUUAAAACUAAGAUCUUUGGAUACCUUCGGGUGAUCAAAAGAGUUAAAAGAUAG